AUGGACAGUGCGGCGGAAGCGGAUACUCGGGAAGUACUACCUGUGCCUCAGGGUUUGUGUGUGUUGCGCAGAACGAUUUCUACUCCCAAUGUAUUCCUGGGACCGCAACUGACCACAGCUCAGGCAGCUUCCUCAACUUCAAACGGCGCAGUCUGUACCGGAAGCUUUAGUGCGAUUUCUGCCGCCGAUUUUGUUUCGGCCCUCCACCCCGGCUGGAAUGUCGGAAACACUCUUGAUGCUGUUCCCGACGAGGGAUCCUGGAACAAUGUUCCAGUGGUGGCAUCCACGUUCGACACUGUCAAAGCUGCUGGCUUCAAGAGUGUCAGACUCCCAAUUACCUGGGCCUAUCACUUCACAGGCAGCUCUCCGGAUUGGACAGUUGAUCCGGUUUGGCUUCAGCGAGUCUCUGAUGUUGUUGAUCAAAUCGUAGCCCGCGGUCUUUAUGUCGUUGUUGACGUGCACCAUGACUCUUGGGUUUGGGCGGACGUCAGCCAAUCAGGGGCUGACUUGGCCAUGAUUGAAGAGAAGUUCUAUAAGCUUUGGUAUCAGAUCGGAACCAAGCUGGCCUGCAAGUCUAGCCUUGUUGCAUUCGAGCCUAUUAAUGAGCCUCCAUGCAACACUGCUACUGAUGCGGCUGAAAUCAACAAGCUGAACAAGAUCUUCCUCCAGGCUAUCAAUGAUGCCGGUGGUUUCAACUCGCAGAGAGUUGUUACUCUUGUCGGAGGUGGCCAAGAUAGCGUCAAAACUGUUGAUUGGUUUGUUGCACCUUCUGGCUUCUCUAACCCAUACGCCAUCCAGUUCCACUACUACAGUCCUUAUGCCGACAAAGCGACUGUCAAAACCGACUUUGAGUUGAUUCGCAACAAGUUCCCUAACGUGCCACUUCUCUUGGGUGAAUAUGAUGCUUCACCCACUAACACCGAGCCUGCUGCUCGUUGGAAAUAUGUGGAUACUCUGAUCAGGACUGCAGCCAGCCUUGAUAUUUCCUGUAUUCUGUGGGAUAACGGCUUGGACCACUUGGAUCGAACUACUAGUACCUGGCGGGAUACCAACUCACUCUCAAUGAUCACCAAAUCCACCGCAUCUACCGCGAACAGCUUGCCGGAUAGCACAGAGGAUGGUUCAGCGACCACCCAGUCCUCAUCGGCAUACAUCUUCCACCAAUAUGGAACAACAGUCACCGCGCAGACUCUUCCAUUCAUCUUCAAUGGCAACACUCUGUCAUCCAUCAGUGAUUCAACCGGUGCCACUUUGACAUCGGGAACCGACUACUCGGUUUCUGGCGCAAACAUUGUUUUCACAGCUUCUUACCUAUCAAAGCACCUUUCAUCCACCACAGCACCGGGAGUCGUCGCUACUUUGACCUUGAAGUUCUCCGGAGGUAAUUCAUCACCGACUAUUCAGAUUGUCCAGUGGAAGACUCCCACCUUGUCUUCAACCUCUGCAGCUGCCUCAUCAGUAUCUGGCUCAGACCUUUCUAUCCCAAUCACCUGGGGAGGGCUCAAGACGAUCGCGGCCGUCAAGGUUCUCACCAAGAGCGGAACAUACCUUGUCGACGACUGGACCAACUACUUGGGUCCCCUUCAACAAGCAAGAGCAACAUACAGCGGUCAUUACAACUGGGAUACUUCGAAUGUGAUUCUCACCUCCUCGGUUAUCAACUCUGUGAUUUCCGCUGGGCAAUCUACUGUGUUCACUUUUGAGUUCUUCCCCCGCGACAACGGUGCUGUCAAUGCUGUCAACUUCACUUUGACGGUUUAA
Penicillium olsonii is the source of this 1761-nucleotide messenger RNA. The record is from the annotation of a GenBank genome assembly. Lineage: Eukaryota; Fungi; Ascomycota; Eurotiomycetes; Eurotiales; Aspergillaceae.